Messenger RNA from Ananas comosus (pineapple), 830 nucleotides. Its product is annotated as hemiasterlin resistant protein 1. Gene Ontology annotation, biological process: mitochondrion organization. The coding region runs from base 113 to 547 and encodes 144 amino acids. The record is from RefSeq and is a predicted model, not a curated record. Lineage: Eukaryota; Viridiplantae; Streptophyta; Magnoliopsida; Poales; Bromeliaceae. Gene Ontology annotation, cellular component: nucleus; mitochondrion. The transcript is spliced from 5 exons.
GUUCUCACCCCCAAUUCUCUCUCUCCUCGACCAUUUCUCUUCGUCUCCGUUUACUCGCUCCGCUCCUCCUCCUCCUAGGGUUUCAUUUCGCUCCCCUCCUUACGCCGCCGCCAUGGCUCGCCGAAGCUCCGGAGGAAGGUCGGCACCUCGUGCUGCUCCACGGGCCGCUCCAGUAAGAAACCCACCUCAACCAGCUCGUCAGGCCCCACCUCCAGCUCCUGCUCAGGGUGGUGGAUCUAUUCUCGGAGGAAUUGGAUCCACAAUUGCUCAAGGCAUGGCUUUUGGUACGGGUAGUGCUAUGGCACACCGGGCCGUUGAUGCUGUUAUGGGCCCCCGAACCAUUCAACAUGAGACUGUAGCCACUGAAGCUACUGCUGCUGCAGCUACCCCUAUGGGUAAUGCUGUUGGGUCUGAUGCUUGCGGCCUCCACUCAAAGGCCUUUCAAGAUUGCGUUAACAACUUUGGUAGCGACAUCAGCAAGUGCCAGUUUUAUUUGGACAUGUUGAACGAGUGCCGCCGUGGAUCCAGUGCCGUGCUGAAUGCUUAAGUCGUAAAUCUUAUUCGCCUUUUAUUCCUCUGCUUCUGUUGGCUUUAUUAUUGGACUUCCUAAUAACAAUGUGGGGAGCACUGAAGGACUGUGCUUGAAAUAAUUAUUACCGACUUUAAGUGGCAACUUAAUGGCUGUAUGCCUUGAGACUGUCAGUUCAAUUUAUACCUUCAGAAGUACUUACUAUCUUCGAUGGUGUUUUGUUGGUUUUUACAACGAAUAUGCUUGUGUGUUGGUCCGUUACGCUUUUCUCAAUCUGAGGUCAUUGGAGAUAAUUUUGUCU